AUGGAGAACUCCUUUUUAUACACGCCGGCGGAGGCCUUGGAGCAUUUUCAUGUCUCUGAGCAGACUGGUCUGUCCCCGGACGCGGUUCUGAAGUCCCGACAGCAAUAUGGUCCGAAUGCCCUGGCCGAAGAGCCCCCAACCCCCAUGUGGGAGUUGAUCUUGGAACAAUUCAAAGACCAGCUAGUCCUCAUUCUGCUGGGCUCUGCUGCGGUCUCGUUUGUUUUGGCCUUGUUUGAAGAAGGAGACGAUUGGACUGCCUUUGUGGAUCCAGUUGUGAUUCUGACCAUUCUGAUCCUCAACGCCGUCGUCGGUGUGACCCAGGAAAGCAGCGCAGAGAAGGCCAUCGCCGCUCUGCAGGAAUACUCGGCCAAUGAGGCCAAGGUUGUUCGAAAUGGAAAAGCUCAGCGUGUCAAGGCGGAGGAGCUGGUACCCGGUGAUGUGAUCCAGAUUGCUGUCGGAGACCGCGUCCCGGCCGAUUGUCGACUCCUAUCUAUCCACAGCAACAGCUUCCGCGUGGACCAGGCCAUUCUGACCGGUGAAAGUGAGAGUGUCAGUAAGGAAACUCGGAUCAUCAAGGACCGCCAGGCUGUCAAGCAGGAUCAGAUCAACAUGCUCUUCUCCGGCACCACUGUAGUCAACGGGCAUGCCACAGCUCUUGUGGUGUUAACUGGCGGAUCCACCGCUAUCGGCGACAUUCACGACAGCAUUACCUCCCAGAUUUCCGAGCCAACCCCAUUGAAGCAGAAGUUGAAUGACUUCGGCGACAUGCUAGCCAAGGUUAUCACCGUGAUCUGCGUCCUGGUUUGGGUUAUCAACAUUGAGCACUUCAAUGACCCGUCGUUCGGAGGUUGGACUAAGGGUGCCAUUUACUACCUGAAGAUUGCCGUCUCCCUGGGUGUGGCCGCUAUCCCCGAGGGUCUCGCUGUUGUCAUCACUACCUGUCUGGCUCUGGGCACUCGCAAGAUGGCCCAGAAGAACGCCGUGGUCCGCUCUCUCCCCUCGGUGGAAACACUGGGCAGCUGCAGUGUGAUCUGCUCCGACAAGACCGGAACCCUGACCACCAACCAAAUGAGUGUGGAGAAGAUUGUUUACUUGACCAGCUCUGGCGAUGCCCUUGAGGAGAUUGAUAUUGAGGGUACUACUUUUGCUCCCGAAGGCAAGCUGACUCGCAAUGGCAAGGUUGUUGAGGACGUCGCUGUCUCUUCAUCAACUGUUGCUCAAUUGGCCGAGGUCUCUGCUCUCUGUAAUGCUGCUACUCUUGCCCACGACGCCAAGUCCGGUGUGUUCUCCAACAUUGGCGAACCCACUGAGGCUGCUCUUCGUUGUCUCGUCGAAAAGAUUGGUACCACCGACUCCGCUGUGAACAAGAAGCUCUUCCGUCUCCCUGCUUCCGAGCGCCUCCAUGCUGCCAGUGCUCACUACGAAUCCCGUCUUCCUCUUCAGGCUACCUACGAGUUCUCUCGCGACCGUAAGAGCAUGUCCGUUCUCGUUGGUAAGGGUAAGGAGCAGAAGCUGUUGGUCAAGGGUGCCCCGGAGACCAUUCUGGAGCGCUGCUCUCAUGUUAUCCAGGGUGCCGAUGGAUCUCGUGUGCCUCUCACCAAGAACCACUCCAAGCUGCUCUCCGAGGAAGUCGUCGAAUAUGGUAACCGCGGUCUCCGUGUCAUGGCUAUUGCCAGCGUGAGCGACAUCUCCGGAAACCCCCUGUUGAAGAAGGCCGAGACCUCUGAGGACUAUGCCAAACUCGAGCAGAACAUGACCCUGAUUGGCCUGGCAGGAAUCCGCGUCAUUGUCAUCACUGGUGAUAACCCCAACACCGCCGAGUCUAUCUGUCGCCAAAUCGGCGUGUUUGGAACCAACGAGAACCUCAAGGGCAAGAGCUAUACUGGCCGAGAGUUUGAUAGCCUCACUGAAGCCGAGCAAUUGAAGGCCGUUCAGACCGCGUCUCUCUUCUCCCGCACCGAACCUGCACACAAGUCAAAGCUGGUUGAUCUCCUCCAAUCUAUGAACCACGUCGUUGCCAUGACCGGUGACGGUGUCAAUGAUGCGCCUGCACUGAAGAAGUCCGACAUUGGUGUUGCCAUGGGUACUGGUACUGACGUUGCCAAGUUGGCCGCUGAUAUGGUCCUUGCCGAUGACAACUUCGCCACCAUCACCGUCGCUGUUGAGGAGGGUCGCUCCAUCUACAGCAAUACCCAGCAGUUCAUCCGGUACCUUAUCUCAUCCAACAUCGGUGAAGUCGUAUCUAUCUUCUUGACCGCUGCCCUGGGCAUGCCCGAAGCUUUAAUUCCGGUUCAACUGCUGUGGGUCAACCUGGUUACCGACGGUCUUCCCGCCACUGCUCUCUCCUUCAACCCUCCUGAUCACGAUGUUAUGAGACGCCCACCCCGUCGUCGCGACGAGGCACUUGUUGGAGGCUGGCUAUUGUUCCGUUACAUGGUGAUCGGCAUCUAUGUUGGUGCUGCCACUGUGUUUGGUUACGUAUGGUGGUUCAUGUAUAACCCCGAAGGCCCACAGAUCUCUUUCUACCAGCUGACGCAUUUCCACCGUUGCUCUGCUUCAUUCCCUGAGAUUGGCUGCGAAAUGUUCAGCAACGACAUGUCCAAGUCUGCCUCGACCGUGUCGCUUUCUAUUCUGGUCGUGAUUGAGAUGCUGAAUGCGAUGAAUGCGCUGUCGUCCAGCGAGUCCCUCCUGACUUUCUUCUUGGGCAACAACCCCAUGCUGAUCUAUGCUAUUGCGCUGUCGAUGAGCCUUCACUUUGCCAUUCUCUACAUUCCUUUCCUUCAGGGACUCUUUGCGAUUGUGCCUUUGAAUCUGAUCGAGUGGCAGGCCGUGUUGGCGAUCAGCGCUCCUGUCAUUUUGAUCGAUGAGAUUCUCAAGUUCUUCGAGCGCCGCCUGUACGUUUCUCAUGUGUCCACGGCCCCCGUCACCCAAAACGGUAGCGUGGGAAAGCCUAAGCGGGCCUAA
Molecule: messenger RNA, 2964 nt
Organism: Penicillium macrosclerotiorum
Lineage: Eukaryota; Fungi; Ascomycota; Eurotiomycetes; Eurotiales; Aspergillaceae
Product: calcium-transporting ATPase
Exons: 6
Coding region: 1-2964 (987 amino acids)
Biological process (GO): intracellular calcium ion homeostasis; calcium ion transmembrane transport
Cellular component (GO): membrane
Molecular function (GO): ATP binding; P-type calcium transporter activity; ATP hydrolysis activity
Source: RefSeq, a predicted model, not a curated record